This is a messenger RNA of Cyphellophora europaea CBS 101466, 3150 nucleotides long. RefSeq lists its product as uncharacterized. The transcript has 5 exons. Gene Ontology annotation, cellular component: endosome membrane; fungal-type vacuole membrane; PAS complex. The record is from RefSeq and is a predicted model, not a curated record. The coding region runs from base 1 to 3150 and encodes 1049 amino acids. Gene Ontology annotation, biological process: phosphatidylinositol biosynthetic process; positive regulation of kinase activity. Lineage: Eukaryota; Fungi; Ascomycota; Eurotiomycetes; Chaetothyriales; Cyphellophoraceae.
AUGGAACAGUCUGUCCAGCGCCUACUGACGGAUAAACUUUACGACAAGCGAAAGCAAGGUGCUCUUGAGCUUGAACGUCUUGUCCGCGAGGCGUCUGCCGCCAAAGACUACGAUAAGAUCAGCAAAGUCGUUGACCAGUUGUGCCACGAUUUUGCUUAUGCUGUGCAUCAGCCACACGCCCGCAAUGGAGGUCUUAUCGGUCUUGCCGCCGCCUCAAUAGCGCUGGGCGCUGACGCAGUAGCGCCAUUCUUGUCGGAGAUAGUGCCUCCUGUUCUUGCUUGCUUCACGGACCAAGAUGCCCGAGUCCGCUACUACGCCUGCGAGGCUAUGUACAACAUUGCCAAGGUUGCCAAAGGAGAGAUUCUUCGAUUCUUCAACGAUAUUUUCGACGCCCUCUGCAAGCUAUCCGCCGACACCGAGCUUUCCGUAAAAAAUGGUGCUGAGCUCCUCGACCGUCUCGUCAAGGAUAUUGUGUCCGAGUCCGCCGCCUCAUACGUAUCUGUGCUAGAUUACAAGGAGAAAGCCGCCCCAGAUGACCACUCCGACCAGUCUAGCGCUGAGCUACCGACCGCGUUCUCUCUCGACAAGUUCAUACCUGUCCUUGAAGAACGUUUAUUCACCAACAAUCCGUUCACGAGGACUUUCCUCGUUUCCUGGUUAUCGUUAUUGGAUACGAUCCCUGACCUCGAGUUGGUAUCCUACCUACCAUCCUUUCUCGGCGGUAUAUUCACCUUCCUCGGCGACUCCAACAGAGAUGUCUAUGUCGCCACUCAUGGUCUGCUAGACAAGUUCUUGACCGAAAUCAAGAAGAUCGCGAAGAUCAAGCGCGAUAUUGCCGAGAGCCGACGGAGUCGUGCUGGUCGACCUAGACGGACAGAAAGCCAGGCCGAGAGUGCUACGCUCGCUGAUUCAGCUUCGAACGAUAAUGCCAUCGAGGAUUUCGAUUCGGCGUCUCCGGACGAGCAAGACACGGAUGGAGACUGGAUUCCGGGCCAGGAUGUCCUUGUCGAGCAUACGCAAAUCCUCGACAUUCUGCUCAAGUUCAUCAACGUUUCAUCAACAAAGGCCGAAGACCCAGAUUUCAAAGGACCUGAGGGCUUGUCCAAAGAGAAGGAAGAAGACAUUGGCGUUGUCGCUCUUAGGUGGAUUGACAGCUUCUUUGAAGUCAGUCCAGAAGACAUCCUCCAAUUCGUACCGCGACUCGUAUCACAAGUUCUACCGGCUCUUAGCGCACGAGCUGAUAGUGUCCGUACUACAGCCAGCCGCGUAAACAGGUCUCUAAUGGAUUACAUUGUCACGCUGCAAGACGAUCCAAGCAUUCCUGAAGGCGAAUCGCGAAAGGGUCAUGCAGACCAGCAAGGCGGAGAGUCCGAGGCACCGAGCGAGUUCAACAAGCCCCUACCAGAGGUACCAGCAGCUGCUAGGAGUAUUCAGACUCCAUCGCCGUCCCCAGCCGCCGAUCUAGACUAUGCUGCUGCUGUCAACGCCUUGACACUACAGUUCCUCAAUGAGCAUGAGGAAACGCGUGUCGCUGCUCUGGGGUGGCUGAUCAUGCUGCAUCGCAAAGCGCCUAAGAAGGUGCUCGCGUUCAACGACGGAACCUUCCCGGCUUUGCUUAAGACACUCAGCGAUCCCGCCGAUGCAGUGGUCAUCCGAGAUCUGCAGCUGCUGUCGCAAAUAUCCAUCAAUUCUGAUGACGGAUACUUCUCCUCGUUCAUGGUGGCCCUAUUGCAGCUCUUCUCAACGGACCGUAAACUUCUUGAGAUACGAGGCAAUCUGAUUAUCAGGCAGUUGUGCAUCAAUCUCCAGCCAGAAAGAAUCUACCGCACACUAGCCGAUUGCAUAGAGAAAGACGAGGACAUUGAGUUCGCCAGCAUCAUGGUCCAGAACCUGAACAAUAAUCUGAUCACGGCACCAGAGCUUGCCGAACUGCGGAAGCGUUUACGCAACCCUGAGAGCAGAGACGGACAGGCAUUUUUCGUUGCCUUGUUCCGAGCAUGGUGCUACAACGCCGUGGCCACCUUCUCGCUCUGUCUCCUCGCACAAGCCUACGAGCAAGCCUACAACCUUCUCCAGAUUUUCGCAGACCUCGAAAUGACGGUCAAUAUGCUCAUACAAAUUGACAAGCUCGUACAACUCCUUGAGAGCCCUGUUUUCACAUACCGGUAUCCCUACCUCUACAAAUGCCUCUACGGCCUGCUAAUGCUCCUCCCACAAUCAUCCGCCUUCGCGGCGCUGAAAAACCGCCUCAAUUCCGUGUCAGCGAUAGGUUUGCUGCACACGCCCGUCGGUAUGCCAUCGAGCGGUCCGCGCCCAUCGUACGUCCACCCAAUGCCUUCCUCCUCCCAGUUCGCGUCCUCCACCGGUGUCGUCGGCGCCGCCGCCCCUCCCAUGCCAUCCCCUCCACUGUCGUCCGCCUCCCAUUCAGGCUUCCAAUUCGGCGGCGCGCACACCCAUUCCCGUGCCCGCUCGACUGACAAGCCACUCCCCCUGACUGCGCUCGGCUCGCUAACAUUCUCCUCCUCGUCCCCCAGCGUCGUCGCAGCCUCCAAUCUCGGUGGCUCGUCGUCCAACCCUAAUGCCACGGGCCGGCUCGGGCGCUCAAGUCGCGAUGCCGGCGCCGGCAGCGGCGGCGCAUCAGCGGAAACGGUGCGCUGGCCGGAACUCUUGGAGAAGUUCCGCGGCACGCAGGAGAAGGCGCGGUGGCGCAGCGAACGGGCCAUGCGCGGCGAGGUCGUGGGCGGUGGGCUGGAUGCGCUAGGUGGAGGGCCCGCGACGCGAAGCCUGCUGGCGCUGGACCUGGACGGGCGCGAAGGGCGCACCAGCGCCGGGGCCGGCGGCGUGGACUCGGCAAGCGGAGGUGCGAGGUCGCUGGGUCCGGGCAGGCCUGGCAGCGGGCUGGGCAGACCGAUUGGCUCGUCGAUGGGGCCGCCAGGGCUGAGAGUUCCCAACAAUGGUAUGGCCGGGGGCGGUGGUGGGGUGGGAAGCUCUGGGUCUGGGGCGGGCGUGGGCGGUGGUGCUGGCGGUGGGUUGGCGGGCGACACCUACAAGGGUCACAAGAGUCGGCAGAGCUUGGUCGGCAAGUUCACGAGUGGGAUUGCUAGGAGCACGGGCAGCCGGGAGCGCGACAAGGGGAAGGAAAAGAAGUAA